AUGCCGCCUGUGAGAAAGAAGUUGAGGAAGUCACUAGAUUCGUCUUUCUUCGAGCCCAAGCCUCUGAGAGGCCGAGGAGACUCUUCGGCAAAUUCCGAGACUUCCCAGCUUGAUGCGGGCGGGAGCUCGAGCGCAGAGUAUGUCCCCGAAGAGGGAGAUGAGCAGCUAGAUACAGACACAAAGAUUGCAAUUCUUGCAUCCCUCCACCCAUCGAUAUCAACAGCAGCGCUCAUGGACAUCUUACUAUCCACCAACGGCUCCAUAAAAACUACCAGCCAACUCCUAGCCGCCGGUCAAACCACCUCCCAAGCAAGAAGACCCCCUUCAACAACCAACCAGUCCUCGCUCGAAUCAUUUAUCUCAACUCAAAGUACCUCAACUACGGCCUCAGCGCCUGCCUCCGCACCAAAACCCCCACCAAAAGGCCAAACUCUGCAUCUCUACACCCCAGCCUCAAUAGCCCUGCACACACCCUGUGUCCUCCACACAACCUUCCUCCCACCGCCUCUCGCAACAACCCUACUGCAAGAACUCCUCCAGGAAUCAACCACCUUCCCACCCCCGGGCAAAUUCAACCUCUUCUCUCGCACUGUGCGAUCCCCCCACCGCAGCGUAAUGUACACCACAACCCCGGCGACGACGCCAUACUACUACCAAGGCAUAACCCUGCCUCCCCCGCGCGCAUUCACCCCCUCUAUGUCGACGGCGGCAGGGCUAGUCGAGAAGUAUUUUCGCACACUAGAACCCCGUGGGCGGAUCACGGCUGCUCUAGUGAACUGCUAUGCGGGCCCGCAACAAGGCGUGGGUUUCCACACCGAUGCAUUAACAUACAUUGGGCCCCGGGCCGUAAUCUGCACGCUCUCACUAGGCGUCACCCGGGAAUUCCGCAUCCAGAAGCAGCCACCUAGUUCCCAUUCCUCGGGUACCUAUGCUAUCCACCUUCCGCACAAUAGCUUGCUCGUGAUGACCGCCGGGAUGCAGGAGAAUUGGAAGCACUCCAUUCCCCUGGUUCAGAGGGUUGAUCAACAUGAGGUUUCGGGAGACAUUAGAAUUGCCAUCACAUAUCGGUGGUACAGGGAUGAUUAUGGCCCUGAGGUUACGCCGGCGUGUGGCUGCGGUGGGAGGAUGGUGCUUCGCCCUGUGUGGGGUGGUGAGAAAUAUUUCUGGAGCUGCGAUGGGGAGUAUAGAGGUGUUGGACAGGGGUGCGGCUACUUUAAGUGGGCGGCGUUUGGCGAGGGGGGGAGGCCAGUGUUCGAGGAUGAGAAGAGUAAGGCGGUGGGGAGAAGCAGUGGAGAAAAGGCUUCUAGUUAGAAAUGUGGCGUGUAUAAUAGAUUAAUAGUUUAAUGAAUCAUGUUAAUGGCGAAAUGCGGUAGAUUACACUUAUGUAAACUAUUGCGACCUGAGCUUCAACUCCAAAAAAACAAAGGGAAGGUGAGACUAUCAG
Molecule: messenger RNA, 1444 nt
Organism: Tuber aestivum (summer truffle)
Lineage: Eukaryota; Fungi; Ascomycota; Pezizomycetes; Pezizales; Tuberaceae
Source: the annotation of a GenBank genome assembly